This is a messenger RNA of Penicillium robsamsonii, 1515 nucleotides long. Its product is annotated as fungal specific transcription factor domain-containing protein. The record is from RefSeq and is a predicted model, not a curated record. The coding region runs from base 1 to 1515 and encodes 504 amino acids. Lineage: Eukaryota; Fungi; Ascomycota; Eurotiomycetes; Eurotiales; Aspergillaceae. Gene Ontology annotation, biological process: DNA-templated transcription. The transcript is spliced from 2 exons. Gene Ontology annotation, cellular component: nucleus. Gene Ontology annotation, molecular function: DNA binding; zinc ion binding.
AUGAAGCAAGUCAUCCAUGCCCCCAGCUUCUUGGCAAAUUACCAGAUGUGGUGUGCAAAGGAUAAAAUAUCGGAGGUUGCCGACGUCGAAUUUGCAGCUCUAAUUACUCGCAUUUGCUCUUAUGCGACACAAUUUCUCCCCUCGCCAUCUCAUGCUGUUGAUCAAAUUCGCGGUCGGUCUCUAGCCGAUAUUCGUGACACAUGUACUAAUAUCGGGAACAAUCUUGCUACAACAUGCGAGAUUCUCGACUGGAAAGGCACUUUGGUCCGUGUUCAACACAUCAUUUUUGCUGCAUUGAAAGUUUCAUGUGAAGGGAGGACUGCCCAAUUCUGGGAGGGCAUAGCUUCUGCAUGCAGAGCUGCUCAAAAGGCUGGCAUCCACACUCAUCUUACCAGUUUGAUGGAAUCCCAGCUUGGUAAAGAUAGUGCCCAGGAGUUAGAAAGAGAUGUUCAGCGGAGAACAUUUUGCAGCCUCUAUGUUUUGGACAGUCAUUUGUCCAGACAACUAGAUCGGAUCCCGUUCUUACCCAAUCACUUGGUCGAGCAAACAUUGCCCCAGCUACAUUUGAUCCCAGACAUUGGCCAUAUACCGGCAGAAACUGCUGCCAGAGCGCCCGACAUAUUCACCGAACGUCUCAUGCAAGUUCAGCUUGGCUUGUUUUGGCGAGGCCUUGGGUUGCAGCGUACCGCUGAGUUUGACCCGACCGAGAGUGAGCGGAGAUAUGACAAGUUCAACCCCGAGUAUCUCAGCAACUUACACCCGGCCUUCGCUGUAGCCUACCCAGACACGACUUUGGAUCAGGCUCUCCCAAAACUACCCAUGCAAAGACAACUUCUAUAUCUCGAGAUUUUCGACUCAAUUUGUUGGAACUUCCGACCUCUCCUGCUACUCAAACCAAACCAAGUUGCAAGCUUAGCCCCAUACAAGAAAGUUCUGCUCCGGUCGCAGAAGCAGAGACUUGGUAUGGCUGCACUGAAAGUGCUCGAAGCUGUUACAGCCCUUCAUACAAUGGUUGGGGGCUCCCAUACGCGCUUUUCUGCAAUUAUUUUCAACUCUGAGCCUGCCAUUCUUCUGCUUAAUCUCUGUUCCCAUGCAGAUUUCCCAUUUGAUCAGGACGAUAAUAGCCCGAACCUUAUGGGAAUCAAAGUUAGAAUGACAUAUCAAAUAGCAAUGCAGGCAGUAGAGCAGGCUAUUCGUCGCCUUCAAAUGCUAGCCGAGCUCAGUGACAUGUCUGCAUCUGGAGCCCGCGUGGCUAUUCAGCUUUUUGUCAGAACUCUGCAGGCCAAGCAGCCAUCUAGUCCACUCGCUCUCAGUUCAUCUGUUUCCGGCUCUUUAGGGCCAGCCCGGUCACCGACUCCGAUAGGGAUGUAUGGUGAACAGGAAAAGUGGCCGUCUUUGGAGGCAGGGGAUCCUUACUCAAUGCCCGAUAAUCUUUUCUCAAUGGCGCAACAAGACUCUUUUCCAAACCCCCAGUUUUCCUCUUUAGACUUCCCCAUGCUUUGGGAUGACUCAUAA